Molecule: messenger RNA, 1262 nt
Organism: Aspergillus pseudonomiae
Lineage: Eukaryota; Fungi; Ascomycota; Eurotiomycetes; Eurotiales; Aspergillaceae
Exons: 2
Coding region: 128-1000 (290 amino acids)
Source: RefSeq, a predicted model, not a curated record
GUCCUCUACACAAUCAAGAUAUGCAAAAGCCCAUGAGUCCCUCCAGGGACCUGGCGAUGCACGACCUACCGCAUUACAAAUCGUCCAGGAUGAAAACCGAAUAAACGAUCUCACCGGCAAGGUGAUCAUGAUCACAGGCUGUUCAUCCGGGCUCGGUAUCGAGACCGCCAAGGCCCUCUUCCACACAGGCGCGACGCUAUACCUGACGGCCCGAGACCUAGGAAAGGCCAAGACCGCAUUGAGUGAGAUCGUUGAUAGUCCGCGGGUCCAUCUUCUCCACCUAGAUCUGAAUUCCUUGGCAUCUGUCCGCGCCUGCGCUGAAGAAUUCACAUCUAGAGAGAGUACUCUGAACAUCCUGAUCGAGAACGCCGGCGUGAUGGCAUGCCCCGAGGGUCGGACGGCGGAUGGGUUCGAAACGCAGUUCGGCACAAACCACCUGGCUCAUUUCCUGCUCUUUUACCUGCUGAAGCCACUCUUGCUCUCUUCAUCAACCGCUGGUUUCCAGUCCCGAGUGGUCGUGGUCGCUUCCAGCGCUCACCGGGUUUCGUCGGUUCAUUUCGAUAACAUCACUUUAGAAGGUGAAUACGAACCAUGGAAAGCAUACGGUCAAAGCAAGACAGCAAACAUCUGGACGGCUAAUGAGAUUGAGAGACGCUAUGGCUCAAAGGGUCUUCAUGCUUUUAGUCUGCACCCUGGUGCGAUCGCCACCGAGCUCCUUCGUCAUGUCUCGGAUGAACAGAAAUCCACGUGGGAUGGCGAUGAAUGGCUGAAGAAGUAUUGGAAGAGUCCUGAGCAGGGAGCCGCGACUAGCGUCUGGGGUGCCGUAGCGAGGGAGCUGGAAGGCACCGGAGGAGCAUAUCUGGACAACUGUCAAAUCGCAUCACCUGCUGACCCAACCAAGCGACAUGGACCAGGCUAUGCUCAGUGGGCGUACAACCCCGAUGGUGAAGCAAAACUUUGGGCGAAAACUUUGGAAUUACUUGAGUUAAAGGACGAGUAAGGCUAAUUCUAGUAACAAGCAAUGUGAAAGCGCCCAAUAAAAAAAAGCCUGACAGUGUAGUGAGGCGACUUGUAUUACUGUGCUGAGGUGGUCACACAUCAAUCGUCUUGGCUGUGUAUAAAGUCAUCAAAUGCAUACGUAGUGCUGUAAACAACAGGACCGCUAUCAAUGAGGGGGUGGAACGGACGCCGUUAUCGGAGCGGUUAUCAGGCUUGAUUUAUGACGGAGAGACUUCGCAUAAUCAUCAAUUGCCAGCAAAUCU